Molecule: messenger RNA, 4572 nt
Organism: Oncorhynchus masou masou (cherry salmon)
Lineage: Eukaryota; Metazoa; Chordata; Actinopteri; Salmoniformes; Salmonidae
Product: complexin-1-like
Exons: 4
Coding region: 349-756 (135 amino acids)
Biological process (GO): regulation of neurotransmitter secretion; synaptic vesicle exocytosis; neurotransmitter transport
Cellular component (GO): terminal bouton; SNARE complex
Molecular function (GO): syntaxin binding
Source: RefSeq, a predicted model, not a curated record
CUCUCUUUCGGUCAGAACGUGGGACGUUUCAGAAGGGAGCUCUCCAUGUGAUUGAUUCCGUGAGUUUCUUCAUCAGCGGCAGGCAAGGCAGCUGCAGUUCCCCUCAUAAACACACUCAUAAAGCCAGUGUGCAAGAAGGAGCAAGGACGUCCCUUUUCGCAAGCAAACCGGAGAUGCCAAGCGUGUGCACUUAAUAUAAUAGUCUGCCAUUGCACGAUAACUUCAUUUCCUUGAGUCUUAUUGUCGUUUUUGAAAGAUUCCAAUCGCCGGACAGAUCUGGCAACAAAGGACUAUUUCUCCUGCUGGAGACCUCGAGGAUAAAAAAGGCAGGAAUUUAAAGCCAUUAUCAUGGAUUUUGUUAUGAAGCAAGCUUUGGGAGGAGCCACCAAAGACAUGGGGAAAAUGUUGGGUGGGGAAGAGGCUGAGAAGGACCCAGAUGCGGAGAAAAAGGAGGAGGAACGACAAGAGGCACUUCGACAACAGGAGGAGGAGAGGAAGGCAAAAUAUGCAAAAAUGGAAUCGGAGAGAGAAAACGUCCGACAGGGCAUCAGGGAUAAGUACGGCAUCAAGAAGAAGGAGGAGAAGGAAGCCGAGGCCCAGGCUGCUUUGGAUCAGGCAGCAGAGGGAAGUCUUACCCGCCCCAAGAAGGCCGUCCCAGCCGGCUGUGGUGAUGAGGAGGAGGAAGAGGAAAGUAUCAUGGACACGGUCAUGAAAUUCCUCCCUGGUCCAUUUAUGGAUAUGUUCAAUAAAAAGUAACAGCGUUGGUGAUAUUAGAUUGUUAACCUUCCAACAUACAUAACCAAGGCCACCACCCCAACCAACCGUUCUUCACCCAUACAUCCCCGUUUCUAAGAGCCCUGGAUUUGAUCAGCGCACCAUAAUAUUUGUCCUUAACUUAAAUGAUAAAUGAUCCGAUCUAUCCAUGUGUUACAUUGUCUUGUUUGGAUGGAAGACCACUGAUUGGUGAUACCAUGACGUGAUGUAUGAACCUAUGUAACAUCUGCAUAGAUCCAAUACCUUAACUUAAAGACACAUUUGAUGCCAGGUUUUCAAGGUGUCCAGGCCUUAGAAUGUGAUCUGAUAAACUAUAAUCCACAAUUUUUGUUUGUAAAUAAUAGCCUCUGGAUUAAAAUGAAUAUAUGUGAGUACCAGAAAAUAUAUAAAGAGUAUAAGCCAUAAUUUAAACAUUUAAGACAUUCUCCAAAUCAGAUAAACAUUUGAUAACAUUUAGCUGUUUUAUUCUUGAUGAUAUUGAUAUAUCCAUGUAGUUUUUAUCGGUUCUUCAUUGAUCAUUUUAAUACUGUUCUCUGUCCCAAAACAUUCAUAUGUUUUAAUGUUGAAAAUUAUACUGGUAAUUGUAACAAUGUUGUAAACCAUAAAGAAAAUGGAUCAUUCAUUCAACAACAUAUGUUUUUCAAGCAUGCCGUUGAUAGAUUUUGUGGAGUACAGUACAUUUACAAAUUCCAUUACAUUUGGUAUGAUUAAGUGAAAUACAUUAAUAUUUAAGGCAAUAACUCUGGUUUUCAAUUUUGUUUCGAUGACACUACUAUGUACGGUAGGCUAUACAUAGACAUCCUAACUGUUCUUCCUUGAAAUGAUAGAUGUCCUCGAUAAAAAUGCUCAACAAAAAACAAUGAUAUACCUGUGCUUAAUGUAAACCCAUAGUUGUAUGUCUUGUUGCUAACUCGAUCUGCUUGGCUCAUAAACAGUAGGACUUGUGAGAAUCAAAUCCAGCAAAUACAAUUGGACGUAGAGGGCUAUAUGUUAACUAUUCUAAUUUCCAUAUCUGUAAAUAGAUUUACUAGAUGUACUUUUAGUUUUCUCAACCACAACUAUGUUGUGAACACACUUUAUGUGAACAGACAGUGACAAUGGUGCAAUAUAUUGUUCGAAAUGAAGUUGUCCUGUGUCCGUUGGUUAACUAAAGGGAGUGCAAUCCCGAAUCAGCAAAGACAGACAAUCUUCAUUGUUAUGUGUUGAGCUUAAUACAUGUUGUGUGUUUGUGUAUAGACACAACGUUGUCUAACUAGUAAUGGAGAAGCAUAUGACUUCAGUCCGAAGUGUUUAAUUUUGCCAAGUGGGGAAAGAGGUGGAGGAUUUGUUUAAUGUAGGGUGUUUUAUCGCAUUGAUAAUUUCAACUAGUGCGGGUCAUUGUCUCUCAGUGGGAUUUGGUUUGUGGUUCUUCCAUACCGUGAAUUUGUGUUCUAAACUUUACAGAGAUUGCAGGACAAGGCCGUUUUUGCUAAUAACUUGAGAGGCAUGCGUACACCAUAGGAAACAGUUGUCCUUCGAUAUGUUCCUCUAUAUGUUGUCAAUGUUUUCCCCAGAGGUCAAUGUGUACAUUUCCCCAGACGUUUCUGUCAUUCAGUUGUACCACAGAACUCUAAAUGUUUAAAGUUCUUUCAUCCCUUUCCUUCGAUUUCUUAAUUUAAAAUGAAUUAAUCUGUAGUGUACAUUCCAAAUAUUUCAGACAUUCCAUAGGGCCUGUGCAGACUUCGUAGGGUCUUGGACAACGAAUAUGACAAUUUUGUCGUUAGUAUGAAGAGAAUUGCUUUGAUGCUCUUCUGUAAUUGUGGGGAUUUAUUUUCUUGUGUUGAGGUAGAUACAACACAUGACCAAGUAAAUGUCAAUAGCUAUCUAGCCUGCCAUGUACAGAAAAAAAGUCCAACAUGUAAUCAAAGAGAAAUACAAAAUGUGCUAUAGCAGCUAGCUAACUUAUAGAGUGCUGGCUAACAGAUAGAUUGUUAAGCCUUUCUUUUGGCAGUGAACAAGCUAGCUAGCUAGCUAGCAUUUGUCAAUGAUGCACAAUCUGAGUAACCGUUUGCUUUCAGUGCCAUUGUAAUUUGCUUACAAACCAAUGGAUGUUGAGUGUACUAGACAAGUAUCAAGCAGUUUACCGAUGGCAUUUGUGAAACUGCCACUGUUUAUAUCAGCCCAGUGUUGAUGCUUGUUAGAUUCAAGAUUAGCCUUUAGAAACCAGCUGUGGAAUAGAGAAGAAAAUCUGCAUGAUGUAAAACCUAGCUACAUAGUAUGCUCUCAAACCUUCAUGCCAAUUGCCUACAAAGUUUGUAGAUAGACAUAUGAAAGACGCAACAUUAAGGUCAUUUAUAGAGCACAUUUAUUGAACUUCCUGUGAUUUUUAUGUACUUGUGAACUGCCUUCAGCCUCUAAUUUAUCAAUGUGGUAAAACGUGGCUGAUUAACGACCAAUACUUGUUGAUAUUAUACAAUUAUACCACUUCUCUUUAUUUGUCAUUGGCGCAUGCAUGCAUCGACAGCCGUCAAUUAAUCAUUGCCAUGUUUUUCUUCUAUUAAAAACCAAAGAAUAGUCUUGUUAGUGAUAGACUGUCUCACCAAGUUCAUAUUUGACAUUUCGUCAUGUCAUGUUUUGUUAAUUAAAAUUCUCAGGUAUUCUAGCUUUUCUUUUGUACCUUUUUACCCAUUACAUGUUGUAGUGUUCAUGUAAUGAUCACAACAGAUUUAGAAAAUGUAGUAUUUCAUUAUUAGCGACCAAGCACAUAGCAUCUUUCAUUUACGAGGAUAAUGGACAGAUAGCAUCUGGUUUGACCCUUGUCCAUGAAUACAAAGCUACUGGAACUGCCCAUCCCGACAAGGUUUUCCAGCAAUUUACAGUCUGAAAUUCUGUCAAAGUUCCAGAUUUCCUUCUUGGAACAUGUUGUAGAACAUUAUUCAAUUUUUAACUACAAAAUGGCAUCACUGCCUUAUGGUCAUCAUCACCUAAUUACUCCACAUUGCGCAAAAAAAUUGCCACUUAUUGACCACUGCCUGAAGAAACAAGUCACAUGUCUAAUAAAAAUGUGUUAGCGAUUCUAUGGUUGCGUUUACACAGGCAGCCCAAUACAAUUUUUUUUUCUGCUAAUUGAUCUUUUGACCAAUCAAAUCAACUCUGAAAAAAAUCUGAUGUGAUGAGAUCUGAUGUGAUUGGUUAAAAUAUCAGAAUUGGUCUGCCUGUGUCGACGCAACCAAAUAUAAACCAUGUCAGAUUACUGUUGAUCCACUCAUUCUCACUUUUUAAGUUAAACCAUUCUUUCAUUUCAACCCUCAAUUAACCAUCGAUAUGAUAAAAAACUGCCUGACAAAAAUGCCACUUAAAAUAUUCCUUUGUUGUGUCUUGAAUGUAACUGUCUGAUGUUUCUAUCUUCGCAUAGUCUUUGACUGUUUAUAACUGUGUUGAGAAGAUGCUUAUUCUGGUGCAGUUUUAUGUCUGUAUCAUUCCUGUUUACGUCCACUGGUGGUUGUUCUUCGAGAAAUCUGUAUCUUUUGUAUUUUUUGUAUUGUAAAAUCUUCUGACCCUUCUCACUCUCUCUCUCUCUCUCUGCCUCUCGCUCUCUCUCUCUCUCUAUCCAUCUAUUUGUUGACAAUUGUAUGCAUGCUUAUGGUGUGAGAUGUAGGCAAGGUUGUUAAGAUAAUUGUUUGUGUCUUCUGUGUCGAUAGGCUCCACCUGACAGCCUCGCUGCAUGCCAUUUCAGGCUGAUCUUUUAGUCUCUGUAACAUUCCUGCCAAAAUGGAAUCACCGCACACUCUGAGAAUAAAGUGAUUUCAUAUAAUUGUU